Aedes albopictus (Asian tiger mosquito) is the source of this 5931-nucleotide messenger RNA. RefSeq lists its product as uncharacterized. Lineage: Eukaryota; Metazoa; Arthropoda; Insecta; Diptera; Culicidae. Gene Ontology annotation, molecular function: zinc ion binding. The record is from RefSeq and is a predicted model, not a curated record. The transcript has 4 exons. The coding region runs from base 645 to 2261 and encodes 538 amino acids.
GGAAAAAUGAGAAGUCGAAGACGAGCCAAGUUAGAAUUCAGGUCGCUGAACUGCACUUAGUUAGAUAGGUGCCAGGUACUAUGAUGGAGGCGAGGGGUUGUUCAAAAAAAAGAAAAAAUGAGACCGAUAACCGGAUUUCUAGUUCAGCACGCGUGCAUUCAGCUGUGUAAGUAUGCGAGACUCGGUCAGCUGAACCGGUUUUCGAUUGCAUUCUAUGUCAGUCAGUCAGUCAGUCCAGAAAGACAGCUGAUAUAAGUAUUGACCCUCCUCCUCGUUUCGGACGGCGCGGCAGUGCGGCGCGAGUGAAGUAGAUUAGGCACAGACCGACCGGCUAUCGAUUGGAAUGAAGAAAUGGAGAUAAUGCAGCAAAUGAGCGAGUGAGAACGAGUAUCGGUAGGAAGUGCGUGCUACUUCGCUAUGAGCCUAUGCAUCAUGACGUUGUCGACUGUCGAGUCGACAUACAAAUGACUUUUACUGUGCGCGGUAUUUACAAACAUUGCUUUGUUUAAUUUUGUCGUGCUUAUCGUGUUUGUAGUCAAAUCGAUCAUAACACUCGCUGUUUUCGGAAAAGUGCAAGUUUUCGUGAUUUCGUGGAAAUUUAUUCGGAUUCCCGUGCAUCCAAGACACCUGUUCGUACCUGUUUGAUGAUGAUAGCAGCAGAUAAUUUAUGUUCCGUUGGAACCCGCCUCUCGGAGUACGCCAGAAAGUUACCGCAAAAUAAUCCAAAUGUACGGAAGAGGUACAUUGAAAAAAUUAAAAUCAUCAAGUUUAAUGACCCUUACACGUUACAACUGUCCUCUGACAUGCCAACAACGGUGACUACCGGUCACGUCGUCGACUACCUGAUCAACUUCAAGUCGCCUUAUACUGGAGAAUCGGUCAAAAACCUCCGAAGUCUGGACGCGUACAGAAAGUUUGAAGCAGGGUUCGUACAAUCAAUGAAAGGACGUUUGAUGGAAAACUUCUACAUCGUGGUGGGAAAGGUUGCUCAUUUAAUGCGGCUCAACGAGAAGCCGUUGAAUCCCUGGGUCAUUGUCCAGAAAGAAGGAAUGAUCAUUUCAGCUCACUGCGAUUGUGCUGCUGGCAUCAGUGAAACAUGUUCACAUGUGAGUGCCAUAUUGUAUGCCUUGGCAAAUCUACACCAAUUGACCACCGAUGGAAAGAUAACUGUUACCGACGUUCCCGCCUACUGGAAACAACCUAGAAAACGUGUUAAAGAUGAUUUAUAUAAAAUGGUCAAAGAUGUUGGCUAUGGCAAAAAAAUUAAGCGGUAUUACGACACGAACAUCAACAAAAGCCAUACCGAUUUUUUGAACCUUCUGGAGAUGAUAAAGCAGGAUGGAAACAAUGCAGCAGUUUUUGGAUCGCACUGUGACGGUGUUAAUUUCACAUGCACCCAGUGCUGCGAAAAUAAUUAUCCGGAUGAGAUUUUUUUGAAUAAAUCAAUUCUUCUCCAAAACAACUUUAAUCCUAACUUAGUAGGAAGAUCCUUGGACGAGCUGAUUUCAAUUGGAAAAACGAUUCCCUUGGAGUUAACCUCAAAUGAGACUUCCUUGGUUGAAAAUUUGACAAGGAAGCAGCACAAAUCUAACUUGUGGCACUGGGCACGUACUGGAAGGAUAACAGCCUCGGUUUUAAGAGAAGUGGUAUAUUCUUCAAAUCGAUUCCCUCCGCCGAAGAGAUCUCUGUUGAAGCGUAUUUGCCACCCAUACAAAGAAAAAGCAAUUAACACACCUGCCGUUACCUAUGGUAAGCAGAACGAAGCUGUUGCAAUACGAGAUCUAGAGCAUAUCCUCAAGCAAACACACCAGGACGUGAAACUCGUGGACAGCGGUAUUGUCAUUGAUCCGAAAUACCCUUUCAUGGCUGCAUCUCCGGAUUGUAUGAUGCAAUGUUCAUGCUGCGGUUCUGCUCCCGUUGAAAUUAAAUGUCCAUAUCGGCUCAGUGAAAAUAGCCCCUUGAAUCUGCAACUCAGUCUAUACGAGCUUUCGAAAUCGAAAGACUCUUUCAUUGAAUUUGAUGGUGAUAGAUUCACCAUGGUUAAAACUCACAAGUAUUAUUACCAAGUCCAAGCCCAGAUUUUCAUGACUCAAUCGAAUUAUGGAAUAUUUAUGGUUUGGAGUCGACAAGAAAAGCUGGUUAUAUAUGUUGCGAAAGAUGAAGUUUCUUGGACCAAUUGGUUUGCAAGGAGUAAAUUGUACUUCCAAAAUAUAGUGAUUCCUGAAUUGCUUGGUCAUUAUUUUACUUAUAAUACUAAUUAAGAUGGGAAUAUUGGUGUACUGAUUUUAUUCCUAUGUGAUAAAUUAAAAAUUGCUAUAAAAUUUUAAAAUUGCCUGCGUGUUGUCUUUAAAUUAAAUAAAAAAAUGAACUAAAACAAUGAUGAUAUACAUCAAUGAAAAUAGGGCCCCUAUAGCUACAGCUGGGCAUGGGUGGUGUUCAGCAUGACCAUGCUGAGGGUGAUGGGUUCCAGCAACUUUUCGUAAUGGAAAUUUCCUUGGCGUCCUUGGGCAUAGAGUAUCUUCGUUCUGCCACACGAUAUACACAUGCAUAAUGGUCAUUGGCAGAGGAAGCUCUUAAUUAAAAACUGUGGAAGUGCUCAAAGAACGCUAAGCUGAGUAGCAGGCUUUGUCCCAGUGAUGACGUCACGCCAAAAAGAAGAAGAAUAUAUUAAUGAUGGUUUUUUUUUUCAACCUGAAAACGACUGUAGUUUUCGGAUUCAUUCGUUCGCUCGUCCCAUCCCUUACUCUUCACUUUUUAAUCACUCAUUCAUUUUAAACGACUUACCUACUAAUUUUUCAUAAGGAAUAAUUUCUUAGAAAUCAUUGCCGGUAAUUCCGAGGGCAAAUCUUGAAGUUUCGCUAGGGAUUUUCAGCAAUUCGUUGCCAGAGUUGUCGAAUAUUUUAGAGAAUUUCUAGGUUUUUUUUAUUAAUGUUAAGUAAGACCGGAGAUUUUGAAUACUGAUGAUUUAUUUCAACUUUUCUAAUGAUUUACACAAACAUCAGCCUUAUGUUAUUGAACAGUUCAGGUUAACUAGUAUACAACAAAGUUUAACAAUUAUAUCUACUGCGUUGUUAUUAUUUUCGAACCUUUGAAGAGCUGUUGCUUCUAUCAUACCUCGUAAAUACUCAUAUUUAUUCUUUAAUACUCCAAUUAUUCGUUCCACAUGUACUCUUAAAGAAGUUACUUGUUUGUCCCUUUCUAAAUCAAGAGGAUUCAUUUGUUGGUUCUUCCUUAAAAAUGUUGGUAUGUUUAAUCUAGCACCACGAAGAGCAAUAAGAUCCGCAAAGUCAAAGCCUUUAUCGGCAAGGACAACAUCACCUGGCUGCAACAAAUCAAGAAAUCCUGAAUUUUGACCGAUAAAUCUAUCCGAACACCUUCCGACAAAAGCAUUCGAGAUGAACGAAACCGCACCGUGUGGCGACAUAGCUAUAAGAAAUUUCACUGUGUGUCGCAUCUUGUAAAAGCUGUGGUGUGCGUUUGCUGCCUUAGGGUCCGUGGGAGUUUCACAUGAAACUUCGAAGCAGUCAAUUAUGAAUACUCUUUUGUCUCCAAGAGUUUCCCGGAAAAACUGUGGCAGGUGUCGAAUGCAGGCUUCUUUGGAAGGAGGUUCUAAAGCGUAUUUGAGGCAGGAAUACAUAACAUAAAUGGUUCUGUGGAAGUACUUGGACACGGUAUUGACACAUGCAGAAUAUUCGUCUGCCAGGUCGACGAAAGGUGUACCACGACGCAAUUUACGUAAUGUCAUUACGAACACCUGAUCUUUAGUUAAGUGACACAACGGUUUGAAUAAGGAGCCUUCCACAUAAUUAAAAAUUCGUUCUAAAGUUUUAAAACUCUCGAUUCCGGUGUAUAACCUCGCUCGCUUAUCGUUGGAAAUCCAACUCAAUCCUCGUUCCACUUGCACUUCAAGCAAAGAAACACGCCUUUGCAACUCUUCGAUCUCUUUUCGGUACUUUUGCACCAUCGAACAAUCAGCACCAGAAAAGCAGCAGUUGGUUUCAUGGUUCUCAAUGGUCAUUAUUUCCUCCGAGAUUUCUUCGCGAUGUUGAUUACGACUGAGAUCACCUACUAAAAGUAUUAGAUACUAGAAUUACUUUGUUCUUGAAUCAAUCAUAACUAAACCUUAACAUCAAGUAAGCCACCAAACCUUUGCUUUAUUUUUUUAUAUCUAGGUAAGAAUUUUAUCAUCCUAUUAAAAAAAACGCUUUUUCAUUAGAUUUUUAAUGAUUAAAUGUUAAUGCUCAUUUUGAAUUGGGGAACACCCAUAAAUUACGUCAUGCUGUGAGAGGGAGGGGGGAUAGCAUAGUGUGACGACUCAUACAAAAAUUUCAGAGGUCUAAUACAAAAAGUGUGGGGGAGGGGGAUUGAAAAUGCCCAUUUUUUGUUGUGAUGAUUGGGCGGGAUUUAGCAAAGGUAACAGAUUAGACAUGAUUAGCAAAGAUUUGGGAGGUCUAGGGUAAUGUAUACAAUGUAUGAAAUAUGCUUUACAGGAAGGAGGCCUUAAAGUAAUGGACGUAUUUUUAUGAACAUUAUUAAAUAUUAAGACUUAAAAAAUGAGAAAGGGAGAGGGAGAGUAACGCCCUUCUUGAUUUUCUUGAUUAUUGUAUUUUUUUUCGAAAUCAUAUGUAUUCUAUGAACUUGUAAUGGUUUGGUGGCCUGUUAUAAAGUUUUUACUUACAUGAGGACGUGUCGGGAACUGUAUCUGGAACUACACUAUCUUUUUCAAAAGAGGUCGUCUGCGAAGAAUCUGGACACUCCAUCAGCGUACUUUGCAGGUUCACACCUGUCGCUGACUCAUUUCCCAGAAAUCGUGUAACAAAAUUGUCGAAGCUGUCCAAAGUAGAAGCGUCAUGUCCACCGGAGUUUUCUAUGGAGCUGCUGAACUUGAAAACACUGCUGUCAGAACCUUUAAAAGAAUAAAUAUCCAUGAGUAUAACUCAGUACUAGUUGUUGGCCGAAAUAAUCAGGGUUUGAAUUGCACAACGAUUGCGAAGGAUUUCGAUUCAUGCUAAACAAAUCUUUAAAAUUAAUUAAAAUAAAUAUUGAAUACUCACCAUUAUUGUAACAUGUAUUUUCAAGACUUCCGCUUCCAUGUUGGUUCAAUUGGGCUUCAAGAUCAAUAUUAGAUUUAUCCGGGUUGGGCACAUUCAAUGUGGGGGCCCAAUCGAUAUCAGAUGUAUCUGUAUCCUUUGCAGAUUUUCCUAAAAAAAAGUAAAUCGAAAUUCAUAUAAAAAUAUAUCAUUUAGCAUUCCUUCAACUUACCAGUUACAAAAUGCAAACUACAAACAAAUUUGUUUGUGGAAUCAUAAUGGGAUCUGAAUCCCAAUAUGCCAAUCCAUUUCAGGAAUCUUCGCCUGGAAAGCAUCGGCGAAGAUUUUUUUACUGUAGGGAAUCUGAAAAAACGUAUGUCCGGAGAUUUUCUGGACGACACACAGCCGGGUACAACACACUUUCGAGGCAUUUAUGAUUUUUAAACGAAACACGGGAACGCUGGAAACGGAUGAUCACGGAAUAAAUAAAACGGAGGACGGAUUGUCACAGCAAAUUCAAAGCUAAUACUGUUGUGAAAUCUUGCAUCUUUAUCCUGGUGGAUAUGAUUGUAAACAUGACCAAAUUAAACAAAGCAAUGUUUGUAAAUACCGCGCACAGUAAAAGUCAUUUGUAUGUCGACUCGACAGUCGACAACGUCAUGAUGCAUAGGCUCAUAGGGCUGUAGAUAAUGUUCAUGAAAAUGAUCGAUCCAUCCAGAAUGGAGGAAGCUCAUUGUUAUUCAGAUUCAGAUGCGAGUUGAUCGAUAAACGUAGACACGAGAGUUUCUGUUCUGGCGUACGUGCCGUUAUUCUAGUGCGUGAGUGUAGACGAUGUAGACGGUGAAAGGUGUCGGGACUAGAUCUAUUUAUGAUCGAUAGCAGGUCUAUCGCGAUUCUAGAA